AUGGAUCUACGACCCCGGGGAUAUACAAUGCUGUCGGCAUUCACAUUCAGAUCUCUCCCAGAGGUGGGGUCGAGAUCCCGUAGCCCUACGGGGCGAAUGACACUCACAAUGAGAAUGACACUCAAGGAGAGCGGGCGUGUAGGAGGGCUCCACCAUAUCGUAGAUCCGAAAGAAGGGAUGCUACUCCCGAAGGGAUGGGGGAUGUACGAUUCCUUGGAUGCCUCUCCCGGAGGGAGAGAGAAGGCUGUACGGUCCCUUGGACCUACGAUCCCCCCGGGGACAUAA
Sphaeroforma arctica JP610 is the source of this 285-nucleotide messenger RNA. RefSeq lists its product as hypothetical. The record is from RefSeq and is a predicted model, not a curated record. The transcript is spliced from 2 exons. Bases 1 to 285 code for a protein of 94 amino acids. Lineage: Eukaryota; Ichthyosporea; Ichthyophonida.